CUCAGCCAUGGCCUCGGGCGACACCCUCUACAUUGCCACGGACGGCUCGGAGAUGCCAGCCGAGAUCGUGGAGCUGCACGAGAUAGAGGUGGAGACCAUCCCGGUGGAGACCAUCGAGACCACGGUGGUGGGCGAGGAGGAGGAGGACGACGAAGACGACGAGGACGGCGGCGGCGGCGACCACGGUGGCGGGGGCGGCCACGGGCACGCUGGCCACCACCACCACCACCACCACCACCACCACCACCCGCCCAUGAUCGCGCUGCAGCCGCUGGUCACCGACGACCCGACCCAAGUGCACCACCACCAGGAGGUGAUCCUGGUGCAGACGCGCGAGGAGGUGGUGGGUGGCGACGACUCGGACGGGCUGCGCGCCGAGGAUGGGUUCGAGGACCAGAUCCUCAUUCCGGUGCCCGCGCCGGCCGGCGGAGACGACGACUACAUCGAGCAGACGCUGGUCACCGUGGCGGCGGCCGGCAAGAGCGGCGGCGGCUCUUCGUCGGGCGGCGGCCGCGUUAAGAAGGGCGGCGGCAAGAAGAGCGGCAAGAAGAGUUACCUGGGCGGCGGGGCCGGCGCGGCGGGCGGCGGCGGCGCCGACCCGGGCAAUAAGAAGUGGGAGCAGAAGCAGGUGCAGAUCAAGACCCUGGAGGGCGAGUUCUCCGUCACCAUGUGGUCCUCAGAUGAAAAAAAAGAUAUUGACCAUGAAACAGUGGUUGAAGAGCAGAUCAUUGGAGAGAACUCACCUCCUGAUUAUUCUGAAUAUAUGACAGGCAAGAAACUCCCUCCUGGAGGGAUACCUGGCAUUGACCUCUCAGACCCUAAGCAACUGGCAGAAUUUGCCAGAAUGAAGCCAAGAAAAAUUAAAGAAGAUGAUGCUCCAAGAACAAUAGCUUGCCCUCAUAAAGGCUGCACAAAGAUGUUCAGGGAUAACUCUGCUAUGAGAAAGCAUCUGCACACCCACGGUCCCAGAGUCCACGUCUGUGCAGAAUGUGGCAAAGCGUUCGUUGAGAGCUCAAAGCUAAAACGACAUCAGCUGGUUCAUACUGGAGAGAAGCCCUUUCAGUGCACAUUCGAAGGCUGUGGGAAGCGCUUUUCACUGGACUUCAAUUUGCGCACACAUGUGCGAAUCCAUACCGGAGACAGGCCCUAUGUGUGCCCCUUCGACGGUUGUAAUAAGAAGUUUGCUCAGUCAACUAACCUGAAAUCUCACAUCUUAACACACGCUAAAGCCAAAAACAACCAGUGAAAAGAAGAGAGAAGAGCUUCUUGACCCCGGGAAGCUUCUUCAGGAGUAUGAUUGGGAAUAAAUAUGCCUCUCCUUUGUAUAUUAUUUCUAGGAAGAAUUUUAAAAAUGAAUCCUACACACCUAAGGGACAUGUUUUGAUAAAGUAGUAAAAAUUUAAAAAUACUUUAAUAAGAUGACAUUGCUAAGAUGCUCUAUCUUGCUCUGUAAUCUCGUUUCAAAAACAAGGUGUUUUUGUAAAGUGUGGUCCCAACAGGAGGACAAUUCAUGAACUUCGCAUCAAAAGACAAUUCUUUAUACAACAGUGCUAAAAAUGGGACUUCUUUUCACAUUCUUAUAAAUAUGAAGCUCACCUGUUGCUUACAAUUUUUUUAAUUUUGUAUUUUCCAAGUGUGCAUAUUGUACACUUUUUGGGGAUAUGCUUAGUAAUGCUGUGUGAUUUCUCUGGAGGUUGAUAACUUUGCUUGCGGUAGAUUUUCUUUAAAAGAAUGGGCAGUUACAUGCAUACUUCAAAAGUAUUUUCCUGUACAAAAAAAAGUUAUAUAGGUUUUGUUUGCUAUCUUAAUUUUGGUUGUAUUCUUUGAUGUUAACACAUUUUGUAUAAUUGUAUCGUAUAGCUGUAUUGAAUCAUGUAGUAUCAAAUAUUAGAUGUGAUUUAAUAGUGUUAAUCAAUUUAAACCCAUUUUAGUCACUUUUUUUUUCCAAAAAAUACUGCCAGAUGCUGAUGUUCAGUGUAAUUUCUUUGCCUGUUCAGUUACAGAAAGUGGUGCUCAGUUGUAGAAUGUAUUGUACCUUUUAACACCUGAUGUGUACAUCCCGUGUAACAGAAAGGGCAACAAUAAAAUAGCAAUCCUAAAGAAAGAUUAUGGCAGAAAGAGAUCUGUAAGCACAGCCUUAUUUUCUUCUGUUGUCCAGAAUACUUAUACUUCUUGAGCCUCCCAGAAAUUGGAAGCUAAAUAAAGCAACUCGAGUUUCCUUUAUUUUGCACUCAGUGACAGUGACUGUGAUGAGAUUUGUGCACGGACACUUAGUAUUUCCUACACGUCCUGAAUUCUGAAAGAGCAGACAGGAGGCACCCCGAGCUAAGGAACUACCUCAGAGCACACCAGAUGGCCCGUGGCGACAGGAUUGCCCUUGAUACCUGGUGCGUGUGGGAGUGGUGCCUUUGCGUGGGGCCGGAUGCUUUCUGAAAGGAAGGCACCAACUGGCAGUGGGUGCACCAAGGGAGGAUGGGCCUUCCCUCUUCCUCAUCACUCAGGCUGCCUUCAGUGGCAGUGGCUCCUUGGCUUGUCCAACAGGAAGUCCCAGUGCAGUCCUUACUAGAUGCUAGCAGAUGUAGCAGUUGAGUGCCAGUAGCUGUUUGAUGCUUGUAAACACACUAAGUGCAGAGCGGCAAGGCGAUUAGAUUAUUAGAAGGUUGUACUCAGUGAGUACUUGUCAUGUUGUGACCUCUUCAAUGUAUGAGUAUAAUUUUUGAACUUUAGGGUCAAAUACCGGACUUGUUAAAUAUUUUAUAAACUGCCGUGAUACAUCAAAAUCUCAUUUAUUCAAAAUGCAAACCUAACUGUCUGUCUUUCUGUGCUGAAUGCUUGACUACAAGGUAAAAUGACAAACCAAUAUCAGAUUAGUCAUAAAGAGGUGGGGAGACCAAUCAGCCGAACACUUAGCCCGAUUUCUUACAGCCUCACCAGAAGGAUCGGUGACCUGAGAACAGUGGCCCCAUGGCUCUGGAAUUUUGAAGUGCCUUCUGAACCAUACAUGGAAAUUGUAACUUGGGACACUUGUUUUAUUUGUCCAGAAUCUGUUAUCCAGUGGGUAUUUGACGGGACUGAGCUCAUCAGCAGACCCAGCUGUGCUCUGGAUGCCAGGCUUUGCUGUGCUUGGCAGUCAGGAGAGAGGUAAGCCUGGAGAGUGCCCCUUCCGAGCCAAGUGCCCCCGUGUGCUGCUCCUCCAGGCCUGGGCACAGCUUCUGGCAGUGCUUUUGUGAGCACCCAGGCCUUCGCUCCCUACCAUCAGGUUGAGCAUUCCCAAAUGCCCUGCAGUAGGAGUCCAGAGCCAUGAUGCCCUUCCUCUCCCAAUGUUGUGCUGCCCUUGAGCCUGGCCCUGACACUUCUCAAGACCCCUGCCCCAGGCUCCACAGCAGAGCAGAGCUGUGCUGUGGGAAGCCCUGCCAGCCACCCUGAGUCAGGCCCGUGUGUGGAGCGAGGCCUCAUCCUCUGUGCCUUGAUCCCUUGGGAGAUGCCCUGGGCUCUCUCUCCUGUCCCUUCCUGUCCAAGUGGAGCAGUCAUCAUCGUCUUCGCCCUUUCUGUGUUGGCAUCGUUUUCUCUGUGCAGUUCACUUCUGUUAGGAGUUCACUUUGGGUUCAAACACAGCUUGGUGUGCAGGUCCUCACUGACUGCACUUUGGGCUUAGGACAGCAGCAGAGGGAACUAACAUUGAAUGGCAGUGGCCAGAAGAAAGCUGCUUCUCAUUGGCUUUGGCUUAAACCCAUUCUGCUUGUUAGAAUUUAUAAUUUUGUUAUAGAUGUAAUUUACUAAAAUUUGAAAUGGUGUUCUAACAGUAAGUCCAUUGUCUAGAGACUUAAUCUGAUUUGUAAGUAAUACUGAUAGACAUAUUUUCUUACAUCUGAGCAGAAAUAAAUGCAUGUUUUUAGCAAAUGUAAUGUAAAAACUCCAGAGGAUAAGUUUACACCCAAUAAGAUGUUGUUUUCUAUUUUUGAAUUUGUUAUUUGCCCCUCUUUGGUAGUGGGGUUGGGGGCAUAUUAUCUAUACAGAGCUGUCACUCCAGGGUGACAUUUAUUUCCCUCAGAGAUGCUGAGCUCACGCUGUGCUGGCCCCGUGUACUGUGUGUACCUUGCCGGGACCAGGCCUGAGGAGCUGAGGAAAACCAAGACUCCUCCCCCAUCCCCCCAAUUUGGUUUCCAUGCACAGGUUUGUCUGCCACUUGUUUUGCUAGGUUUGGGGCUGUAAAACCGUUCGAGGGGACGUUGUGUGCAAUGCCUGCCCAAGUUUCUAGGCAGCGUUAGAGCUUAUGUCUUCACAUCGAUAAGAACCUAUUAUCAGUGCGGUGUGCGGUGCUCCAGGGGUGAUACGGUGCUGCCCUGGCUAGCGCCCACCCACCUUCCCACUCUCCAGGACUCACCUGUGGUCUAACCCUCAGAUCACUCACACUAGAGUGAACAUCUUAUGACCCAGGGAGUCUUGCUCUCUAGUUUGACCCACUCCCCACUAUUGGCAGGGACUUGGACCACUUCUGUCUUUCCUCAGUGCUCCAGAAUUGGCAUGAUUUAGUCAGUCUGUAGUGUUUUGUGUUUUUCUUUGUCAACAUCUGGCCUACAGCAAGAGCGGGGACUUCAGGGACAGAACAGGGAGGUGAGAACAGAGUUGCCAGUGGGUGGGUGCCAUGACUGUUAAAAGGCUUUGGCCUAAGCCAGCCCUUUGGCUAGGAUGUUGUUUGAAUCUGUGGCCGUAAGAGGGCCCACUGUCUGACUUGGCAGCCCUUUGGUAUUAGUGUGACUUGAGCAUCUCUUCCUGAGCCCAGGCCCAGUGGGUCCUGGCACUUGCACUCUAGCUGAUGAUAGGAACUCAGAACUCCAAAACAUAAGUGCUUGCUUGCAGCACUUCAUGUCCUGUGCUUUGGCUGGUCAGAACAGAAGAUACUCCAUGCUUCAAAUCACUCACCUCCCAGUAGCAUUGACCAUGUCUCCAAAAUAUUGACCUUUUCUCAGAGCUUGUUUCUGCUCUCUGAGGCUCAGGUGCCUUGUUUGUCUCAAGAUGGCUAAGUACAGGUCCUUCAGAUGAGUGGCACCAGCAGGAGAGGGUAGGUGUGUGGUCAGGAGGGUUUCUGUCAUCAUCUUCAAUUAUAAUCGGUCACUACAGUGUCAGGAAGAUCACCCUCCAGCUGGGACAGUAUGUAAACUCCAUAGGGAGGUGUGGGAGGUAGUUGUGAGCAAACGUCACUCCGUCCCUUAUAAAACCAGUAAGGGAGCGUUGGAAUGGAAUGCUGUCAGGAGGUCGGCAGGCAGGCUGCACCCCUUUCUGGAGACCUUUGAGGAAGUUGUAUUAAUGGGCAGCACACUGCUUGACAUUCCACGGAGUUUAUGAUACUACUUACGGCCACUCACACCCUAAGAAAUGACAUGGGGUAUGGGCGCCCGUGCUGGUUGUCCGCCUCCCUGCCUGCAGCCACGUGUCUACAUACAUAGCCUAAGGGAGGGGGAAGUCAUCAGUAGCAGAGCCACCAGCUGUUAGACCGAUGUCUACAAAGGACAGGAAAAGUUGUUGUUUUCUGGGAACUGCUAUAGGCCCUGGCUCAAGGACUCUGCAUUAUGUGUCAUGUACAUCUUUUAAGUGUUCUUUGCUGUUCUGGAAUUGUCCUUGGUUUUUCCUUAGCUCAUAGAUCAUAGACACAGAAAUAUUAUAGUAUUUAAAGCAUUCGCAUCAAGCAUCAGAUGGCUUCGCAUCCAGAAAAACAUGAUAACUCAGUUUGAAGCACCAAGCAUGUGUAACAUGGCUCUAUACAAUACAAUAAAUGCUAAUGUUAAGCUUUUUAA
This is a messenger RNA of Meriones unguiculatus (Mongolian gerbil), 5795 nucleotides long. RefSeq names its product YY1 transcription factor (gene Yy1). Gene Ontology annotation, biological process: regulation of transcription by RNA polymerase II. The record is from RefSeq and is a predicted model, not a curated record. The transcript is spliced from 5 exons. Gene Ontology annotation, molecular function: RNA polymerase II cis-regulatory region sequence-specific DNA binding; DNA-binding transcription factor activity, RNA polymerase II-specific. Gene Ontology annotation, cellular component: transcription regulator complex; PcG protein complex. NCBI's taxonomy places the organism in Eukaryota, Metazoa, Chordata, Mammalia, Rodentia, Muridae. The coding region runs from base 8 to 1246 and encodes 412 amino acids.